Molecule: messenger RNA, 987 nt
Organism: Asparagus officinalis (garden asparagus)
Lineage: Eukaryota; Viridiplantae; Streptophyta; Magnoliopsida; Asparagales; Asparagaceae
Product: mannose-P-dolichol utilization defect 1 protein homolog 2-like
Exons: 8
Coding region: 44-760 (238 amino acids)
Source: RefSeq, a predicted model, not a curated record
AUCGAACAAAAAACAGAUACCCAAAAUAGUAAUAAUAAUAAUAAUGAUGGAGCUGGAGAUUUUAGGGAUGAACUUUGGCUGCAUUCUUGGACCCCUGAGCGCGGGAAAAUUCCCAACGAAGGAUUGCUUGCUUCCACUCAUAUCAAAGAUUCUAGGUUACCUCAUAGUCGCCGGAUCAACCACCGUCAAGAUCCCUCAGAUAUAUAAAAUUUUGAAGCACAAUAGUGUCAGGGGCCUUAGUGUUGCAGCUUUUGAGCUUGAAGUUGUUGGCUACACAAUUGCAUUGGCAUAUUGCCUGCACAAAGGAAUUCCAUUUUCAGCCUAUGGGGAACUGCUUUUUUUGUUAAUCCAAGCUAUUAUUUUAGUUGCGAUAAUUUACUAUUAUUCCCAGCCAGUUGGAGCUAAAGUUUGGAUGAAGGCAUUUCUAUAUUGUGCUGUAGCGCCAACAGUUUUAGCUGGUCAAAUUGACCCUGUCCUGUUUGAAGCACUAUAUGCAUCUCAGCACGCUAUAUUUUUCUUUGCCAGAGUCCCCCAGAUAUGGGAAAAUUUUACUAACAAAAGCGUUGGCGAGCUCAGCUUCUUAACUUGCUUUAUGAACUUUGCUGGAUCUGUUGCAAGGGUGUUUACAAGCAUGCAGGAAAAUACAACAAUGAGCAUGAUUUUGGGUUCUCUCCUUGCCGUCGUGACAAAUGGUACAAUCUUAAGUCAGAUGUUUAUAUACUGGAAAUUACAAGCAAAGAAAGAGAAGAAGGUGCAAUAAGUCACUGGGUUUUGCCCAUGUCUUUCUGUAUUGAAAAGGUGAUUUCUCUUGUAAGUACGCACAUGUUUCUUACCAUAUUGUAUUUAUAACAUCUUUUGAGGUUCCAAACAAGCUGUAUCAUUUCUUCAUCAGUAACUAGGGCAGAUAUUCGAGUGCCGACCAUAUCUGUGUCUCAUUUGUUUUCUUACUGUUGUUUAUACGCAAUAAAUGAUAUAUAGGGAAUUAUA